Trypanosoma theileri is the source of this 846-nucleotide messenger RNA. RefSeq names its product RNA-binding protein. The record is from RefSeq and is a predicted model, not a curated record. Gene Ontology annotation, molecular function: mRNA binding. Gene Ontology annotation, cellular component: nucleus; cytoplasm. Lineage: Eukaryota; Euglenozoa; Kinetoplastea; Trypanosomatida; Trypanosomatidae. Bases 1 to 846 code for a protein of 281 amino acids. The transcript has a single exon.
AUGUUUGAAGAGCAUUCCUCUGCGUCAGGUGGCCCUCAAGAGGGCGGUGACAUGGAACGUCGCCAAAAUCACGGAAAUGUACUCUUUGUUGGAAACUUGCCCUUUCAGACGCCGUGGCAGCAUGUGAAGGACCAUUUCAGGAAUGCUGGAAAGGUUCGUUACACAGAUCUCAUCGCCGACCGCAUGGGAAGGCCAAAGGGUUCUGCGCUAGUCACAAUGGCCACCCCAGAGGCAGCGCAGUGUGCCAUUCACAUGUACAAUGAGACCGACUUUGAGGGUCGGCGCCUUAUUGUGCGUCUCUUUGAUGAUGGCCCGCGUCCACCACUUGUGCAGCGAGAUAUGAUGCCGCAGUAUGAUCGUCAAGCUCAGCAUCAGCAACAACAACAGCAGCAUCAGCAUCAGCAAGCACAACGUUAUCGUGGGUACACAGGAGCGCCUAAUAACGCUCCGAACUAUGAUGGUGCGAAGAACUUCGGUCGUGGCACUGGAUAUGCUCCCCGUGGUGGUUAUGGGAUGAUGGAUGAUGGUAGUGCGGCUGCCUUGAAUGACAUGAAUGAGGUGGUUCCUAAGCCGCGCAGUCAACAGGUGAAUGAGAUUGGUCGCAAAUUAUUUGUUUCGAAUUUACCCUUUGACUGUACCAGCAGUGCACUUCGGGAGACAUUCCAGCAAGUAGGAAAUGUGGAGCGGGCGGAGAUUAUUUUGGGCCGUAAUGGAAAGAGCAGAGGUAUGGGCAUUGUUGUGAUGAAGACUGAGGAGGAGUCGCGUGUUGCCAUAGCCGAAUUUGACGGAAUUGAGAUGGCUAACAGGGCGAUGAAUGUCCGCUUGGACAACAAGGCCACUGCGUGA